Molecule: messenger RNA, 576 nt
Organism: Oryctolagus cuniculus (rabbit)
Lineage: Eukaryota; Metazoa; Chordata; Mammalia; Lagomorpha; Leporidae
Source: RefSeq, a predicted model, not a curated record
AUGGUGGUGAAGCUGCAGCCUGAUCCUCUGACACCCACAUGGGCACUUGUUCCCGUCCUGGUCGCUUCACUUCUGGUCCAGCUCUAUGCUAAUAGCCUGGAAAGGGAAGUGGAGACUAGAGAUGCUCAAAAAGCAAUUGGAGUUUCUCUCUCCCACAAUCCCUCGCGCUCUUCCUUUCCAGCUUGGGCCGCGAAGAAGAGCAGCGAGAAGAAGGGUCGUUCUGCCAUCAACGAAGUGGUGACCCGCGAGUACACCAUCAACAUUCACAAGCGCAUCCAUGGUGUGGGCUUCAAGAAGCAUGCCCCUCGGGCACUCAAAGAGAUCCGGAAGUUUGCCAUGAAAGACAUGGGAACUCCAGAUGUGUGCAUUGACACCAGGCUCAACAAGGCCGUCUGGGCCAAAGGAAUAAGGAAUGUCCCAUACCGCAUCCACGUGAGGUUGUCCAGAAAACGUAAUGAGGAUGAAGAUUCCCCAAACAAGCUCUACACUUUGGUUACCUAUGUACCUGUAACCACUUUCAAAAAUCUACAGACAUUCAAUGUGGAUGAGAACUGAUUAAAGUUGUAAAGCUUCCAA